Amaranthus tricolor (Joseph's coat) is the source of this 759-nucleotide messenger RNA. RefSeq lists its product as uncharacterized. Gene Ontology annotation, molecular function: nucleic acid binding. The record is from RefSeq and is a predicted model, not a curated record. Bases 1 to 759 code for a protein of 252 amino acids. The transcript has a single exon. NCBI's taxonomy places the organism in Eukaryota, Viridiplantae, Streptophyta, Magnoliopsida, Caryophyllales, Amaranthaceae.
AUGCAAAAUGGCAUUGUAAUUGAUGUUAAUAGUAGAAAAAGGGGAAGAGUUGGUAGGAAAGCAAGAGUCUUUGACAUGACUCUGCUUAAUGCUGUUCCAAUUGAAAAGAGGACCACAAUUAGAGCAAUGGCAAGUGCAUUAGGCAUUGAUCAUUUACAAGUUUAUAAGAUGAUGAAAUUCGGUAAUAUUAGAGCACAUACAAAUUCAAUUAAACCAAAACUUUCUCAUGACCACAAAAUAAGAAGAAUCAAAUUUAUUCUAUCCCAAAUAAUACCACCUACUAUAGAUAACAUACCAAAAUUCAGUUUUAUGUAUAAUGUCAUACACAAAGAUGAAAAAUGGUUGUACAUGAGUAGGAAAACACAGAGGUGCUAUUUAUUCCCUUGGGAAGAGGAGGAACCAUAUAGGUGUGUGCAAAACAAAAAUUUCAUAGGCAAAGUAAUGUUUAUAACAGCUGUUGUAAGACCUCAAAUUAGUUCUACUGGUGAAGUGUUGUGGGAUGGAAAAAUAGGAAAUUUUCCGUUUACAGAGACUUAUUAUUCAAUGAGGAGGUCGGAAAACAGACUAGCAGGUACAACACAGUUAAGAGUAAUAACAAAAGUUAAACGCGAUGUUCUUCGAGACAAACUAAUCGAUGAAGUCCUACCAACAAUAAGAUCAAAAUGGCUAGCAAAUGGGGUGAAAGAUAUUUGGAUUCAACAAGAUAACGCUAAGCCACAUAUUUUAACAAAUGAUCAAGCAUUCAAUGAAGAAGCCUAG